Messenger RNA from Aureobasidium musti, 459 nucleotides. Lineage: Eukaryota; Fungi; Ascomycota; Dothideomycetes; Dothideales; Saccotheciaceae. The record is from the annotation of a GenBank genome assembly.
AUGUUGUUGCUUUCUCGUUUGGCUGCUCUGGCAGCUGUUGGUGGUCUUGUUACUGCUCUGCCUCCUCAAUCACCUAGUCCUCCUGCUCCCCUUACUCCUCCCAGUGCUCCCAAUGCACCAAGCUCUCCAAGCCUACCUAAGGCACCUGCACCGCCCACUCCUCCCCAAGCACCCGCAAAGCCUAGUGCUCCUUCCUCUUCGUCCGUUGUCAAUUCCACCAUUUGUGGAGGUCAGACUUAUGUCUACCAGGAAUUGGCUGGCUAUGGCUUCAUCAAAAGCGAUGCCAGAGACAAGUUUGGAGAUACUCUGGGUGGAAUUGGGUCGUCCAUUGCCAUUGACCAAAAGACUUGGAAGAAGAUGGGGCCAAACUCUUAUCAAGGGAUUUUGUGGGCGUUACCUGGUAAGUCUUUUGCUUCUGCUGCACUUUCAAUGAACCACGACAGUGCAACUCCCGAUUGA